Molecule: messenger RNA, 1445 nt
Organism: Fusarium odoratissimum NRRL 54006
Lineage: Eukaryota; Fungi; Ascomycota; Sordariomycetes; Hypocreales; Nectriaceae
Exons: 1
Coding region: 176-1396 (406 amino acids)
Biological process (GO): carbohydrate metabolic process
Molecular function (GO): polygalacturonase activity
Source: RefSeq, a predicted model, not a curated record
GGGUUCAGCUAUACUCAUGAAAUGGGUAGGAUGAAAUCAUCGGGUAGUAUUUUCUAUUUCACCGAUGAACUACUUAUCAAGGAGUCUUGAUGUGAGAUGCGUAUUUAAAUGACGGAUAUCGCACAAGAAACAUUUGCAGAAGCAUAGACCGCGGCGUCUGACUACUACUACAACGAUGCUCUUCCAAUCAGUCUUCUUCGCUCCUCUCCUUUCACUCCUUGCCCAGGGAGUCGCGGGCACUCCAACCGUACACGACCAUUCUCUCGCACAUCACAAGCGAGCGACUUGUACUCCCAAAUCAGCCGGCUCAGCUUCGACAGACGAUGUCCCGACCAUCGUCGCAGCGCUGAAGCAAUGCGGCAAUGGUGGAGUCAUCGUGUUCCCCAAAGAUACUACCUACAUGAUCAGAACCAAACUCAGUCUUACCGGCUGCACCAACUGCGAAAUCCAACUCGACAGCCGACUUAAACUCUCGGAUGAUUACACGUUUUGGAACAACUCUCGUACUCAAAUUGACGUCCGUGGCAUUAACGGGCUUAAAUUUCAUAGUCCUGCUGGUACUGGGGAGAUUGAUGGUAAUGGACAAGCUGCGUGGGAUCGCUUCGGAUCAGUUGGUGACUUGAAGAGGCCUGUUAUGUUCGCCGUGGAGGGGUCUACUGAUGUUGAAGUCAACGGCUUUCGUAUGAAGAACGCUCAGAACGUCUUUGUUGAUAUCGGUUCCAACAGCGAGAGGGUCAAGUUCCUCAACAUGCAUUUGACCGCCAUCAGCAAGUCAAGCUACCCACCGAAGAACACCGAUGGGUUCGAUAUUGGAGCAUCCAAGUACACGACCCUUUCGGACAUCUUUAUCCAGAAUGAGGAUGAUUGCGUUGCAUUCAAAGCAGGCUGUGAUCAGGUCACCAUCACUGACAUAACCUGCCAGGGAUCUCACGGUCUAUCAGUCGGUUCUCUGGGCAAGACAAACACCGACACAGUCACCAAUGUCUACGUGAGAAAUGCCACCAUGAAAGGCGCUACGAAAGCGGCUGGUAUCAAGAUUUACCCCGGUGGUCCUGAGCACGGAACUGCUGUUGUCCGUAACGUUACCUGGGACGGUGUUAUCGUCGACAACUGUGGUGCUGCAUUCGAGUUUGAUGCUUGCUACAACGAAGACGAGUCUUAUUGUGAACAGCAUCCCAGUACUGCGCAGGUGUCUGAGAUUUACGUCAAGAACUUCUCGGGCAAGACUAGCACCAAGUAUGCGCCUACUACCGGCCAUGUAUACUGCCCUGUUGAGGGAAAGAAUUGCGAUGUUGAGUUUACGAACUGGACUGUUAAAUCUGGAACAGGUGCUGGGCAGUUUUUGUGUGAGAACAUUAGCUCUGAUGUUUUGGGUAUUACCUGCAAGGCUCCUUAGGACAUACAUUGCGAUGGAUCCGCAUUCCUCGGGGAGCAAGAAAACUUCU